This is a messenger RNA of Cyclopterus lumpus (lumpfish), 4559 nucleotides long. It is a transcript of the gene tax1bp1a, whose product is annotated as Tax1 (human T-cell leukemia virus type I) binding protein 1a. Bases 382 to 3243 code for a protein of 953 amino acids. NCBI's taxonomy places the organism in Eukaryota, Metazoa, Chordata, Actinopteri, Perciformes, Cyclopteridae. The transcript is spliced from 17 exons. The record is from RefSeq and is a predicted model, not a curated record.
AGCAUCAUCUGCUUCUUCAGGAAGAGACGCAUCAUCGUCACAGCUUUGUCAACAACGGGGACAGUGGCAACACAACCUCGGCCUGUCCGGCAGAAACCCCCCCAUGUCUUGCAAGUGGAAUUCAUAUGAAAAGGGUACUCUUUCGAUUUCAAGUGAAACGAACGCCUGCGAUGUCCGUGCCGUGUGUCAAGCGGGCUAGCUGAACCGACGAGGAUCCCGUUCAGCUAGCUGGUGACUUGACACGGCAUGGCCUGUUCUCAAGCUAAUGCUAGCUGCCGAGCCGCCGUACAGAAGAUUAUCCUCACGAACUGAGGUCGCUGGUUUCAUUUGGCGCAGCGGAUUCGUCACAGAAAAUACAAAUGAAGUGACCAACGAGAUACAAUGUCAUCGUUCCAGGUGGUGGACUCGUCGCCGGGCAGCAGCGUCAGCAUCAUGGAAACGUCCAACUUUGCCCACGUCAUCUUCCAGAACGUGGGGAAGAGUUUCAUGCCCCAGGCGCCCCUGGAGUGUUGCUACACCCUGACCCCGUACAUCACUCCCAACCCCAAAGACUGGGUGGGCAUUUUCAAGGUUGGUUGGAGCACAGCCAGAGAUUACUACACCUUCCUUUGGUCUCCUACGUCUGAACACUACGAACCAGGAAGUACUGUGGACAGGACUGUGGUGUUUCAAGGUUAUUAUGUUCCUAAAUCUGACGGAGAGUUCUACCAGUUUUGCUAUGUCUCACAUGUUGGUGACAUCAGAGGAGCCAGUACGCCCUUUCAGUUCAGGUCAGCCACCCCCACAGAUGAGCUUCUGACUGUUACCGAGGACGACAGCAACUCAGACAUCCUGGUCGUCACCACCAAGACUGGCCUUCUAGAGCAUGUGGAGGAGGCGCAGCAGGAGCGCAGAGACCUCCUGAAGGCCAUGCACCUCCUUCAUGAGGAGAAACAGCAGCUGCAGGAGGAGCAGAGACGACUGGCCAGGGAAAGGGAGCAGGAGAGGGAGACGUGCAGCUUGCUGCGGACACACAACCAGGAGCUGCUGCGCUCGUCGCAGGGCCUGUCAGAAGAGAGGGAGGAUGUGAGGAGGAGGCUGUCAGAGGCCACGGACCGGGUCCGCCAGCUGGGGGAGGACCUGCUUGGAGUCACCCAGAGAGGCCUGCAAAAGGAGACGGAGCUCGAUUGUCUGCGUGACCGUCUGAAGAAGCUGACAGCCGAGAGAGACAGUCUGGAGAGCCAGCUGAAGAACGAGAAGGAUGAGAGAGACCUUUACAAGGCCCACCUGCGCAGCACCGAGCUGGAGAACACUAAGCUGAGUGCAGAGCUGCAGAUGUUGAAGGCGGUGGAGCUGAACCGGGAGGUGACCAUUGCUCAGUUCCAGGAGGAGCUGGACAGACUCAGGCUCUGCGUUGCCCAGCGGGACAGCCUGGAGAAAGAACUGCUGGCACACAAGGCUGACAAGGCAGAUCUGGCCCGUGUGCGUGAGCUGCUGCGUCAGGCAGAGGAGCAGCUUCAGGCGUCCCGGCAGCAGGCCUCCCUGCUGGCCUCGGAGCUCCGCGACUCAGCUAGCGCCCGGGACCACACGAUGACCGAGCUGUACCGCGCCCGCUUGGAAGCUGACAAGCUGCGUGCCAGUCUAGCUGAUGCUCAGGCCGAGUGCCAACGCAUGGAGAGCCAGCUAGACCGCAUGAGGAGCACUGCACAGACGGAAGUGGGUGUUGGGACCAGUGAGGAGAUGACACCCAGCAUGAUGGUGGUGUCAGAGGCAGAGGCCGAACUGCAGAGAGAGGUGGAGGAGCUGAAGCUGCGUCUUCACAUGGCUGCUGAGCACUACAAGGAGAAGUACCGGGAGUGUCAGCGCCUCCGAAGGCAGGUGGCCAAACUGAAUACAACUGAGUCACAGGGAGAGCCAAAGAGAAAUGCAUCCACUGAGACAACACAGGAGCCACUGACCCCUAGUCCAGAGUCACCGACGGCAGGAAACAUAGCUGCUGCAGUCCUAGAAGAAGCUGCUGAGAUGACAAGAACACCAGAAUUUAGUAACAGGGAAUACACACAUACUGAUGCAUACAUCUGCAUUGACAGGCAAGAAAGGCAGAGAGAGAAAAUGCCAAAGGAGAGGGCCGAGGUGGAGGCUGAGGUAGAAGCCAACCAAGGGGAGGAAAGGGAGAAAAAAAAAGAGGAGAAGAGGGACAGUCUGCCAGAGGAGAGCCUGAGGAUGACGAGCUGGGUGGAGGUGGAGAACGAGAGGCAGCGAGCCGAAAAGAACAGCGAGGCGGAAAUGGCAGUGAAGGCCGAGGAAGUGAGGGAUGUCGCGGAGCGCCAGGUGCUGCUGGAGGUGGAGGGGAGGCGGAUGGGGGAGGCGGAGAAGGCACAGACACGCUCGGUGGAGAAGGAGCUGGCGAUGAUGGAGGAGAAGUGGAGGCAGCAGUGUGCGAUCAACGAGACCCUCAAACAACGGCUGGCCAACGAGGAGGAGCGAUUCAGAGUGCACAUGGCAGAGCGAGCCAGCGAGGUGACAGAACUGAAGCGGAACCUUGCCCAGGCCCUCAGAGACAAAGAGCAGCUACAAGAGGAGCUGCAGCGCUUCGUCUCCAGGCAGAGGGAGCAGGAAACCGGUGUGCAGGGUGCGGAGAUCAGGCAGCCGAUGGUGCUGCGCUACCCCCUGCCGUACCCUCAGGACCCCUCUCCCCCGCCACUGGUCCCACACAGGCCUGCGGAGUUGCAGUACGGCAACCCCUACUCCACUGACAACACACGAGACCGGGCGGAUGUCUCGCUUUCUCCUGAGCACAUGUCCCGUCCUCCACCAGAGGCCCCACCCUGCGCCCCUCCCUGCGCACCCCCAAUCACACCCCCGAGUCCGGGGCCCGGGGUACCGGGUUGGGACCGAGAGGUGGUCUGCAUCCAGCCCUCCCGCACCACGAGCCCCCCCGAGAGUCUGGAGCAUCCAGCGGAGGAACCACGAAAUGCUGCUGAUGGGGCUCAGCCGUCCUGUGAUCAUCAGUCCAGUAGAUGUAGAGAAGCCAGGGGCAGCUUCUGCUUUGACUCCAGUGUUCACAAGCGCUGCCCGUUAUGCGAGGUGAUCUUCCCGCCCCACUUUGAGCAGCGCAGCUUCGAGCAGCACGUGGAGAGCCACUGGAAGGUCUGCCCCGUCUGCUCCGAGCAGUUCCCUCUCAACUGUCAGCAGCAGCUCUUCGAGAGGCACGUCCUCACGCACUUUGAUGGCCACGUGCUCAACUUCGAGCAGAUUGAAUGAAGGGUGUGUAAAGGGCGAAGCUAUGAUUCUGACCUGUCGUAUGGGUAAAUGUGUGUCGUCAGCUAUUCAGUUCAUUUUGAUUGGGUCAAGGUGUCUUGUUAAUAUACAAUCAUAAGCACUUUUUUGCAAUCUUUAACAAAGGUUAGAAAGAAUGUAGUCCAGGAAGCGGAGUGCGUCCCGUGGCGGCUGCUCCACCGAGGUGAUUUAUGAAGUCGGGUAGCUUUCAUCUUAAUACACCGAUGGUAAAAGGAUCAUUAACACUCGCGAAAAGUGCCACGGUCCUUUACUUUUGUAUCAUUUUUAUGCUUAUCUUUCUGCUUCAGAGGGACUAGUGCAUGCAUUCAUUAUGUGUUCAAAACUACAAAAUUACAGCUGUUGAAGCUAAAAGAGUGAAUUGUAGCUGGAGCUUGAACCAGCUCUUUGAAGAGAAAGCAUUUUAGUAUGUACAUGUCCUGGGUAUUAUUUACAAUGAGUAAGAUUCUCAUAAAGCAGCCAAGACAUAUACAUCUUUUAAUUGUCCAUAUGUUUCAAAGCUUUUUUUUUUUUGUGUAAAUGCAGAGUGAGAUCUGAAUAUGUGAUUUCAUCUGAGUGUGUAUUUAAUUAAGGAGUGAUGUGGUGGAAUUAUUUAUUUCUUUAACUUGAAUGGGAAGUGAUCUUUGAUUUCUCCCAAAACUACAGUACUACUGUACGUGUCAGACGUCAGAUGGUUUCAACAAAAACAGCACUACGUUUUCAUGUAUCUGCACUAAAAAAAGGCUUUAUUCUGAAUGUACUGUACAUAUGAAAAUAAGUAUAAGUUGUGGAGAGACCUGUGAAUUACUGUUGUGACUGCCUCCCCUCAUUGUUAAUAAUUUUUUUUGUGAUGAAAGAAUGACGGACCAAUGAUGUUUUCCUUUGGUCAGUUGGCAAAAAAAACUAGGCUGGUCUCUUAAUUUCAUUGGAGAUACGGUCACGUUUUAGGCAAACGGACUGCAGGUCACAGACACUUUUGCUGUUAUGUAAUUCUAUGUUUUAACGUUACAGCUGUCAAGAAAAAUCCAUUGCUUUGUGUGCAGGUCCAAAUCAUGAGUGAGUGUCAUUUAUAUGUGUGUCUCCACAUCACCGCUUGUCUAUUUACAAAGUGACCCCUGACAGUGUUGUAUUCAGGCUUUAAAAAUUGCACAUGCCCAGUAAUCAUAAGGCAGGUGUGUUUGUGUGUGUGUGUGUGUGUGUGUGUAUGUCAUGUGUCCUUUUCAUGUGAGAAUGUCAGGAUGGUGGUUUAAGUGUGUACUGCAAAGAUCUUUAUGAAUAAAGUAAGCUUGUCUUAAUGCAUUUAA